Molecule: messenger RNA, 3300 nt
Organism: Myotis daubentonii (Daubenton's bat)
Lineage: Eukaryota; Metazoa; Chordata; Mammalia; Chiroptera; Vespertilionidae
Gene: TMEM267
Product: transmembrane protein 267
Source: RefSeq, a predicted model, not a curated record
UGCAUUUGUAUUUUUUUCUCCUCUCUAUGUUCGGGUGACUGGGAAUGUCCCCCAGAAGCAGCAGCUCGGUUCCCGAUGGCUUCUCACGUGCACUGACACAUGGUGUGUGAUGGCCUCCGAGACCGAGAAGACCCAGGCUUUACUCCAGUCUUGCAGCACUCAGGCUCUUCUUUCCAGCCUCGGUCUGGGGAUAUUCUGCCUCAUAGCUGACAGACUUCUGCAGUUCUCCAUAAUCCAGCAAAAUAACUGGCUUCGCGCCCUCUCCGAUAAUGCAGUGCAUGGUGUGAUUGGCAUGUGGUCCUGGGCAAUAGUCAUCGGAAUCAAGAAGAAGACUGACUUGAGAGAAAUCUUCCUAGCUGGAUUUUUAGCCUCAGUUAUUGACGUAGACCACUUUUUACUAGCUAGAUCCCUGUCUUUAAAGGCUGCUUUGACUCUUCCACGGAGACCCUUCCUUCACUGUUCUACUGUGAUACCCGCCGUGGUCCUGACCCUCAAGUGUACCAUGCACCUCUUCAAGCUCAAAGACUCCUGGUGCUUCCUUCCCUGGAUGGUCUUCAUAUCCUGGACCUCACACCAUAUCCGAGAUGGCCUUCGGCACGGCCUGUGGAUAUGCCCCUUUGGGAAAACUCCGCCCUUGCCAUUCUGGCUCUAUGUAGUAAGCACAGCAUCCUUACCUCACAUCUGUUCCUUGGUCAUGUACUUAACGGGGACCAGACAGGUGAUGUCUUCAAAACACGGAAUUCAUAUCGAUGUCUGAGGUAACCAUGCAGCAGCCCCAGAGAAGCAUAUGGUUUAGACAAUGAUAAUUAAGGAUGUCCAACAUUAAGGUGAAUUUUAGUAAACAUAUUAGGUACUUAUAUUAAUUAUUAUAAUUCCCGAAUCCUCUUGCUCAGGAGGCAUGUGCAACUUUUUUUAAAUGAUAUGUUUGUUGUAAUCCUGUUUUUCUCUCUGUAACAGUUUCCUGCAGUAUUAGAGUUCCAUUCAUUCCAUUUCUAUUUUUAUUGUUUCUUCUGUGUAUCUGGCUUUACUAACAGCUUGAUUAGAUUAGCAGCCAGUUAAGUUUUCUGGAAGUAGAUUUUUAAGGUAGUUGAUUUCCUGAUGAAAAAUAGUUCAAAUUUUAGGGUGAAUAGUUUGUGGCAGGUUAGCUUGAUGUUUGGAUCCUCAUUUUCCUGAGAUACUGAAACAGCGAAAAGGCCAGAGUUAAUGAGACCGUGAGCUGUACUAGUGUAGUGAGUGCUCACACUUCCUUCUGCCCAUCCGUGUGGACCCCGACGGGAGUGGAAUUGCCAAGUGCUUUACUGUGGUUACUGGCAGAAUCAGCACCAGUGCAGUUGUGCUGAAAUGAUCAUAACAUUCAUAAAAGGCAGUAACUAACAUUAGAUCUAGGUUAUUGUCUCAGAAAUCACUUUAGGAAAUUAUUGCAAUAUGUUGGCUAUAGUAACAUCUUCCUGAAGUAUUAUUAUGUCAGUAUCUUUGCCCAAAAAUCUCAUGUGUUAGGGUUUUAACUGUUUUGAAAAACAUAACUAAAUUUACCAAAUUAUUUGCUAAGAAUUAACAUGAACAAAGCAUUGCUACUUGGCUCAUAACAUAGAAUUUGAAUUCACGCACAAAAAAGAACUUACCAGUAAUGUCAUUUUGAAUGUGAGCUCCUGGAUGUGCCAUUACAAUUGUUUUAGUUGCUGUCAAUUUGUUUAUGCACUCCUCUAAAAUAUGAUACCAGUUAGACAGUUUUUUAAAAAAUCUGCCCGAUGCUGAGAGACAAAACAGCUUUUCUGAAAAUAAAACUGUUUUAGAAAAUUUGAUUUUUCCUUUUUUUCUUUUAGAUUGAAUGUCUGUUAAAUGGUCAGCCUGUAUUAGAGAAGGGAAUUGGGUUGCUGUGAGUUUGACAUCUGCACAGUGUAAUGUUACUUUGAUAUAAAAGCCAGGGCCCCAGAGGAACCGCUUUUGUUUGCACAUGUGCACCAUCUGCUGUCUUGGUGUUUGCUCACAUUUUGUGAUUUUUCUUGCUAGUGACUGUGUGCCUUCCUCUCUGAGAAAUGAUGCAGCAAUGCCUUACUGAUCCAGCAGGUUUUUCUCAUUAAGUUAAACAGUUCUGUCAAUUGUUAUCACAGUUCAAGCUCUGUAGUGCAAGCACGUCAAACUCGCGGCCGUCGGGCCGCAUGACAAGGCAUAUGGCCCGCCGGCCGCGAGUUUGAUAUGCUUGCUGUAGUGUUUGUUGUUAAAACCAAUUGACUGCAUUCUAUUAUAUUUUACAAUCUGUUAGACCUUGUAAUCUGUUAUUAUCUUUUGAGAGCAAUUAUUGCGGCACUUUGGUUGGUUUAAUGGCAAAUAUUAUGUUGUGGGGGUAAACUUGAAUAAGGCCAAGAUUUUUAAAAAGCAUAUGAUUUCAGAAACCGAUGGACAUAAAGCAUAUAUCUGGUACGACUUUUUUUGACUAAAUUAUAAAAUUCUAUUUUUUUUCUUUCUCCGUGUUAGGCAAAGGAAUAUCUUUAAAACAUAGGGCCUGACUUAAGAAUGUCACAUCGGCUUUGGGGUUGUUCUGCCCUCCUAUCAGAAUGGGAGUUCACUUGGACCACGACUCUUUGCUUCUACAGUAACUGCAGAUUUAAGUGUGGGUUAAUCUCUGUUCUUACCUCUGCCAUCAGAAAUGUUUCUUGUCCUGAAAGCUGUGGUUGCAACUUCUAGAAAUAUUCACAACCAAAUUCCCAUUCCCAGCUGCCACUGUGUUCCUUUUCUUAGUGAAGGAGUUUGUGUCAGUACAUGAGCUGGAAUGUUGGCUUGUAUCUCAUUUGUGUUUUUUUCCCCCCAGGGUUUCUCCUCUGGACUCAAAUCAUGAAGCCAUAGCCCAUAAGGAGUUUCUUUUUCUAAUUACUGAUUCCCUGUUUUCAUUAUGUGACUCACUGAACACAAAAUUGUACCAUCACAGGACCUCAGAGAAAUCUAGUUAUUAUUUUGCCUUGUUGCAGAUUAGCUUAUAAGUCAUUCCGCGAUGAUGAAUGUUCUUAGUCUUAGGCUCUCCUGAGAAACGCUGUUUGCCACUUCUCUUCAAAACGGUUACUAUAUUUUUAAUGUCUGUUUCAUGUGAUAAAAGACAUACUGUAUUUAAUUCUAGUGGAAUAUGUUAGAAUGUGGUAAGGGGUGGACUUUGAUUUAGUUUUGUUAUGAAUUUACAGAUAUUAUUUUGUUAUUAGGGUAAUUUUUGCCUCUCAGAGACAUCAAGAAAUGCUUAUUUCUAAUUAUUGUAAGUUAUUAUAACUAUUGUAACUAUGUUAUAGAAAUAAACCUUUAUUUAAAUGUAAA